Messenger RNA from Brassica rapa (field mustard), 4281 nucleotides. RefSeq names its product pentatricopeptide repeat-containing protein At1g06140, mitochondrial. NCBI's taxonomy places the organism in Eukaryota, Viridiplantae, Streptophyta, Magnoliopsida, Brassicales, Brassicaceae. The record is from RefSeq and is a predicted model, not a curated record. Gene Ontology annotation, molecular function: protein binding; RNA binding. Gene Ontology annotation, biological process: RNA modification.
CUCAGCCGCGGCACGAACCUCCCUGUCUCGGAAUGUGGGUACAUCCGUUUCGAUCUGACGGCGGCACCGGACCUCUUUGCAGGAACUGGAACACGUAUUGAAUCUCACCGCUGGUUCGCAACGGCCUAGCCGCUUCCACUUGUGUGGUGCCCAAGAAAAUCACCAAGAAUCCAAGCAGAAUCACUCCAAGUAUCAUUUGUCUCUUCAUCAUCAUUCCUCUCUUGUUUCUUUGUAUAUUAAAAGUAAGAAUUUCUUCUUUUUGUCUUGGCACGUAAAAGUUGUUGUAUGGCUUUACUCCUUGUUUGUUUUGUAUCAUAUAUAGUUUUGAUAAUGACCUAUAUAUAAGGUUGUCGAUAAUGGUGUUGGUUGAUUGGUAAACUGGUAGCUUUGUGUGACUUUUGGUCCUACUGAGAUAUUCUCGUGGCUUGACUUUUACUAGGAAAGACUUGGUUUUCAACAUUUGAACUUAAACAAUAGGAAUUGAUCAAACAAGUUAAGACAUAACACGGUUUUUGCCUUGGACCGCAACGUAUAUCACAAAUUCACAAGUAAACAUUCAAAACAUGAUAAUCAAAAUUACUAUACCGGUUACCGUUAAUAAGUAAUCUUCAGGAGUGUUUCAAAAAAAAAAGUUUAGAUGAAAAAUGUACUUGAAAAUAGAUGGUUUUGUACUUAUUGAUCUUUGAUUAUAGUUUGGCUUUGGAGAUUUACUAGCGCUGAGUCUGCUAAAUGUUGGUUAAUUAACCAGAAAUCAACCGGUUAAAGGUCAAAUUAAUCAGUUUAAAAAAAUGAUGAAUUCAACUAUCGUUUCUUGGUUUGUCAAUAUUUAAACGCUACAUGACGACGAUUCACAUUCGGUUUUGGAGGUCAAGACGACAUGAUAACACCUUAAAAACCGAAUCCACUAAGCCAAGGAAGUUGGAAGUUUUCAACUGCCUCAUAAAGCGAAUAAUCUUCAUAGAAAAAAAUUCAUGUCACAAGUUUGAUUCAGUCUUUAACUCUGAAAGUCACGACCAAAUAAACGAAGACAUGCGUUGGGUAGGUGCGGACGCACGUAUUAAAUACAGAGAGACAACAGUGUGGACAUGAAUCAGUACGUAACUCGGCCCAAUCCUGAAAUUUCACCGAAAUUCAUAACUCAUAAACAUGGCAACACAAAAAAAAAAACAAUAAGCACGUGAUUCAUUUUUUGUGUUAUUACAAAAGCACGUGUUUUAGUUUGCUUGAUUGUUCUAUUUAAGGGAGUUUGACUUUUUGACUUUUUUUUGGCGGAGGCGCAGUUCACCACCGAUACCGAUGCUUCCGGUGAACAGAACCAACACUCUUCUAACCAUCCUUACCCAAAUCAAAGCGCUGCACCUAACUCGUGUUCACACAAAGAUUAUAGUCCACGGACUCAAAGAAGAAGUCGUUCUCGGAUCCAGUCUCACAAACUCUUAUAUCCAAUUAAAUCGUCUCCAUUUCACCACUGCUCCUUCCUUCGAUCGAAUCCCACCCCAGAAGAGGAAACGGUACUCGUGGAACACGAUCCUCUCUGUUUACUCCAAAUCCAAGAAUCACGGCGAAAGCUUGCGUCUUUACAAUCGCAUGAGGAGGGAUUGCGAUGGUGGCGUCGUCGACAGUUUCAAUUUAGUGUUCGCGAGCAAAGCUUGUGUGGGGUUAGCGUUUUUAGAGAAUGGGGCUCUGAUUCACGGAUUGGCGGUGAAGUGUGGGUUGGAUAAGGAUGAUUAUGUUGCUCCGUCGUUGGUUGAGAUGUAUGGAGAGUUUGGUGGAAUGGAAGAUGCGCAGAAGGUGUUCGACGAAAUGCCUCUAAGAAGCUUGGUUCUUUGCGGGGUUUUGAUGAAACGGUAUUUGAGAUACUCGAGAGACUCUGAAGUGUUUCGUUUGUUUUAUCUCAUGAGAGAGGCAGGUUUGGGGGUCGAUAAUGCGCUUACGUUGAUAUGUUUGGUGAAUGCUUCUGGGAAUGUCUUUGCUGGUAAAGAAGGGAAGUCAGUGCACAGUUUAUCCAUCAGAAGGGGGUUUAUAGAUCAGAGUGGCUAUUUACAAGUCUUUGUUGUAGAUAUAUAUGUGAAAUGCAAGUUGUUGGAUAAUGCUAGAGAGAUGUUUGAAACAAGUGUUGAUAAGAAUGUGGUGAUGUGGACAACGCUGGUUUCUGGAUUUGCUAAAUGUGAGAGAGUUGUUGAAGCGUUUGAUCUGUUCAGGGAGAUGCUGGGAGAAUCCGUUCUUCUGAAUCAAUGUACUUUAGCGGCACUUCUUGUUGCUUGCUCGAGCUUGGGGUCUCAAAGACACGGGAGAAGUGUUCGUGGUUACAUGAUAAGCAACGAGAUUAAAAUGGACGCUGUAAAUUUUACGUCUUUCAUCGACAUGUAUGCUAGAUGCGGGAACAUUCAAAUGGCUAGGAAGGAUUUUGAUAUGAUUCCGGAGAGAAACGUGAUAUCUACGGAGAGAAAUGCCUUUGGGAUAAACGGUAUGUUAGAGGAAGCUUUAGAUUGUUUUGAUAAAAUGAAGUCGCAGAACUAACUAAACUCUGUGACAUUCGUCUCACUUUUGACGGCCUGUAGCCAUUCGGGAAACAUCAAAGAAGGACAGAAGCAGUUUGCGUCGAUGACAAGUGACUACGGGAUUGCACCAGAGAAAGAGCAUUACGCGUGUAUGGUAGACUUGCUAGGUCAAGGUGGUGAAGUUGAGGAAGCUAAGUUUUUUAUUGAUAGCAUGCUUGUGAAACCAAUGGCCAGGGCUUGGGGAGCUCUUCUGAAUGCAUGUAGAAUUCAUAAAAAUGUCGACUUAGGAGAAGAAAUAGCAGAGAAGCUCUUAUCCAUGGGAUCCAUUGAAUCAAGCGUCUACGUCUUGCUUUCUAACAUAUAUGCUGACGCUGGGAUGUGGGAGAUGGUGAAUAGCGUGAGACGGAAAAUGUGCAUUAAAGGAUAUACAAAACCCAUGGGACCAUAUGCUAUUGAAGUCUGCUAGAUACUUUCAGCUAUUGAUUGAUCAUACAACUUAGUUUGACGAAUAUGAAUCGACAAUAUAUAGAGAUGAUUGAUAUAUAACUGACACAAUUACUUAGAGUGAAUUUUGUAACUCAAAAAUCUCACAGAUGAGCAUCCGGUGACAGGCUCCAGAUGAGUAAGUAGCUUUUAGUAAUGAAUCAUUCAAAAGAACUUGAGACGUAUGGUAUGUGAUUCUUGUAAUGUUUUAAUAGUUCUGAGAUUUUUGUAAUGUUCUCAGUGUGAUGAUAUAUACAUUAGGGUUUAGUAGUUUUUCUUGGUGGCUUGAACUAGAUUGAUUCAAUCUUGAAUUGCAUAGUUUGUUUUUGGGUGUUUACAUCUGCUUUGUAUUCUUUUGGACCUAUUGGUUUGAGAACAGUGUGUGUGUAUCUUCUUCUUCUGAUAUAUUGUCUUUGGAUUUUUAGGCUGCAAUCCUUGGAAAGAUGAUUGGUUCGGGGAAGGGCAUCUGAGAGAUUGCUACCUACUGGGUGAUGUUUUCAAGUAGUCUCACAAGACAUAGCAGCUUUUUAUCCUCUCAACAGUGCAAUCAAUGAAGUUGUUAACAGUUGCAACAGAGCCAAGUGACAGCUUAGCCGUGGGAACAGAGUCAACCAGAAUCUGAAAAGCAACAGUCAACAACGACCCUCCUUCUCCUCCAGUGGCUCCACCAUUUGCAUUACCAUAUGGUUCUUUUGGAUCAAACCAGCAAUUCUAUCCCAGUAAUCAGUCGAUACAACACUAUGCAAUCUGCACAACAGAUCCAUCAGCUCCAAAUUCAUUCUCAGAAACAACAACAACAGCAGCAUCAGUUUCAGUUUCAUCAACAGAAGCAACUGUAUCAGCUUCAGCUUCAACAACAACAGGAACAACAAAGCGGUGAGGAUGAGCUGAGAAGGCUGAUGUCUUCUUCGAGUCAGAAAGAGAGUGUUACAUCAUCGCCUGAUCUUGAGUCUCUCUCGACAAAUGACUGAAGAGUGUUGUUGACUGUGUUAUUGUCCAGUUUGGUGAGGUGCUCCUAUCUCUUUCCAAUUACAAAGCUGUGGCGUUUUCUCCCUAAUCAGAGGCUCAUGGGAUUUAUUGCAUUCUUAGAGUUAAAAACAAGAUACCCUUAGAAGCUGUUAGUGAAGUCUUUCUCUGUUGUAGUCUUUUUUUAACCAUAUUCAAAUUCUUUGGCUUUUGUUUUGUUUGGUUAUAAGAAAUGUCUUUCGUUUGGUUUUAGAUUUGAUGUUUGUUAAGUCUGCAAAGAAUCUUGAAUUUAUGGCUUCUAUACAAGAAACAUAAACGAUCAUUACAAAGA